Colletotrichum higginsianum IMI 349063 is the source of this 402-nucleotide messenger RNA. RefSeq names its product Endoribonuclease L-PSP. The coding region runs from base 1 to 402 and encodes 133 amino acids. NCBI's taxonomy places the organism in Eukaryota, Fungi, Ascomycota, Sordariomycetes, Glomerellales, Glomerellaceae. The record is from RefSeq and is a predicted model, not a curated record. The transcript has a single exon.
AUGCCUUCCGCCCAGUUUUUCAACUACCCCGGCACGGAGACCAAUGCCGAGCAGUAUCACUACUCCCAGGCGGUCAAACUAGGAAACACAAUCCGCACCUCGGGCCAGGGCGGCUGGGACGAGAAUGGAAAAGUCACGCCCGACCUUGAGAGGCAGAUCAGCCUUGCCUUUGACAACGUCCUGAAGGCCCUUCAAGCCGUCGACUCCCGUCUAUCGUUUAACGACAUCUACGCCGUCCGCUCCUACCACAUCGACAUGGACGCAAGCUUCGACCUCAUGACGGCGCAGUUCAAAAGCCUGUUUCCCAACCACCGGCCUAUCUGGACAUGUGUACAGAUUGGAAAGCUUGGACUGGAGGGCAUGCAGGUGGAGGUUGAAGUCGAGGCGUCGAUUCCCGCUUAA